AUGAAGCUUCAUCCUGAAUGGGCCGUAUAUGAGUCACAACUGCAUUCCGCACCAAACGAGAAAGAUAGGAACCGCGCCUUUCUCAAUUCCGACGCCGGGACUCGACUCCGUGAAGAUGUACAGACGUCCGAAUCAUCAUUGGCUGCAAGGGAUGGGUAUCAGAUUCCAAUAAGAAUCUACCAGAGAGCAAAGAGUAACGACCCCUCGACGGCGUUGGUUAUAUUUUAUCAUUCUGGUGGUUUCACAAAUGGCUCCCUGGAAACAGAAGACUUAACAUGCCGACACCUGGCCCUUGGAGGACCGGUGACUGUUAUCAGCGUUGCGUACCGUCUCAGCCCGGAGUAUCUGUACCCUAUCCCCAUGAACGAUGGCUGGGACGCGUUUGUUCAUAUCCUCAAUAAUGCAGCGCAAUAUCUAGCGGGUCAGACAAACGCAGCGAGGGUUGUUCUAAGCGGAACGUCCUCAGGCGGACAACUGGCAGCGAUUGUUUCCCAGAAGGCCUCGCGAUGGUUCGCUGACCAACAGAGUAUCCCCAAAAGACCGAUAUUGACAUUUGCCGGUGUUAUCCUGAGAAAUCCAGUCACCGUGUGUGGCAUGAAGCGCGAUUAUAUUCCCCCGCAAUUUCAAGACUGUCAUCGGUCGUGGGCACCGGAGCUUGAGACCUCUUUGUUGGAGCGGAGUGAAAUGGGAGCCAAUCAUGAUGCACUGGGAGUUCCUGAAUCGGAGAGGACGAGUCCUGACGCGUAUCCCUUAUGGGGUAAUCCUGCUGGGGUACCCAAAGCAUAUGUGCAAAUCUGUGACGCAGACAUACUUCGUGACGAUGCAGUAUGCUAUGCGCAAGCCCUUAAAAACGCCAGUGUGGAUACACGAGUAGCUUUGUAUCCAAAGCUGCCUCAUAUAUUUUGGAUACACGCGCCCAAGUUGAAAAUCUCAAACCAGGUCCAAAGGGAGUGUGUUUCGGGACUGCGAUGGAUCUUGAAUAUAGAGGAGACCAAACAACAUCUACUUCCUAGUAUGGCUGAGGGCCUGUAG
Messenger RNA from Aspergillus tanneri, 1032 nucleotides. RefSeq names its product putative lipase/esterase. Gene Ontology annotation, molecular function: hydrolase activity. The transcript is spliced from 3 exons. The record is from RefSeq and is a predicted model, not a curated record. Lineage: Eukaryota; Fungi; Ascomycota; Eurotiomycetes; Eurotiales; Aspergillaceae. Bases 1 to 1032 code for a protein of 343 amino acids.